CUGAGUAUAUGCUAGAGACACCAGUUAUUUGGUAUUUUAAUAAUAUUUUAUACUGUACUAUGAAAAUGCAUUGGACAAAUCUUAGACAAACAUUCCUUGGACAGAUUUUUUUUUUCCUUUUUGAGCAGGAGGCAGGGAAGAUAAAUAUUUUAAUCUCUAGGUUUCUGGAAUGGAAAAAUGAAGACCAGACAAAAAAACAGGAUGUUUUGAGGCAAGAGUAAAGCUUUGAAUUUGGGAUCUUGAAGUAUACAAGGUAAGCUUUGAAGUUAAACAUGUUUGCUAAGAUUUUUUUUAAAUGCUGUUUCAACUAAAAAGUAAAUAUCCACCUCAUAUCUGACUUCUAAAAAUUAUCUACAAAAUGACUAAUAAGACUUUGGCCUUUAACCCAUCUUUCUAUGGCAUAAGCCUAAAAUUUGUUUCCAACAACCAAAGCCUGUGGCCCUUAUAACAGAAUUUUCUUCUGUUUAUAAGCUUAGUGCAGAAACGUCUUUAGUGGAGGAUAGCAACCAUGUAUUCAAUAAAUGAUGGUUGAUUGAUGACAAAGCUCUCUGACUUGGAACAUAAUUCUGGCUCUGCCAGUAUAUUUUUUGUGUAACCUUAGAUAAGUCAUUGUACUUUUCUCUUAAUUUCCCCUUUUCACAGGGCGAUAAUCAUAAAAAUGAUUGUAAACUACUUCGUGAAGAGCUUUUUGUUUAAAGGGCUGCCAAUAAAUACGAGCCACAAGGUUCAGCAAAUCUCCCUCAGAAGCUGAGCUCCUUGAGGGACAGGGAAAUUUCUUCUUUGAUUCAACAGUAUUAUAUUUGUAAUACAGUUCCUGGCCUAUAGGAUGGUUUCAAUACAUACUGUAUGUAAAUUUAUGAAUGUUAUUAGGCAGAUUGCAGUCUUGGCAGGCCACUGUCUCUUAAAUAUCUUUUCUGUGAUUCUUUUCACAUUCAGCAUCUAAAAGUCCGCACUAUUUGCUCUAGGAUAAGUACCCAAGGCAUUUACUUAAAAAUAACCAAGUCUAGAGGGAUAACUUUUGUCCUUAGGUCACCAUUUCGCUUUUCCACGGCACUGCGCCCUAGGCUUGGGAUCUGGGUCCGGACGCACAGGGAAGAGUUCGGUACGGGAAGCUCAUCCUCUCGCCCUCUGAUUGGUCUGCUCGCACUCCACUCACGCAAUUCGCGUCCCUGAUUGGCCAUCAUGGCACCCCUUAGCCGGCGACUACUUUGUGUGCGGGGGCAGCGCGCUCCGGUCCUGCGUCUCAGCUCGCGAUCUGGGCUGGUGUGGGUUAGUUCUGCGGCUCACUGCUCUGCAUCGCGGGCGCCAGGAAUUUCCCGAGUCCGAGCGGGUCGCUGCUUUUGCUAAGAGAGCACCCAUGACUGAUGAUGUUUUCGUUCAAGAUAAAGUGCUCUAUUGCCUUUUUCAUUAACUGAACACAAGUCAGUUGAUAAUUUCAGUGACCCAGAUUCAAGCAAUCAUAUCUUUCUUUGGAAAUACCAUGUGGUUUCGUCAGCUUCUCAGGUUCUAGGGGAAGGAAGCAUGUAGAGUCCAUGAAGCACAGGACAAUAGAGCUUCCUACUUACACCAUCAGGAGGAUCUCUUUGAAAGAUUCAUCACAGGACUACCAGAGACAGUAAUCUGUGGGAAGCAUCAUGCGUUGAAACAACAGAAGGCUACUACUACCUUUGCACUAACAGGAAAUAGAGUUAAGAUGUUUUCAAUUCUUUGAGCUCCAGGACGCCAGGGGAGUGAGUUGAAAAUCUGAAAAUGCGGCCAUGGACUGGUUCCUGGCGUUGGAUUAUGCUCAUUCUUUUUGCCUGGGGAACCUUGCUGUUUUAUAUAGGUGGUCAUUUGGUACGAGAUAAUGAUCACCCUGAUCACUCUAGCCGAGAACUGUCCAAGAUCCUGGCAAAGCUUGAACGCUUAAAACAGCAAAAUGAAGACUUGAGGCGAAUGGCUGAAUCUCUCCGGAUACCAGAAGGCCCCAUUGAUCAGGGGCCAGCUUCUGGAAGGGUUCGUGCUUUAGAAGAGCAGCUUGUGAAGGCCAAAGAACAGAUUGAAAAUUAUAAGAAACAAACUAGAAAUGGUCUGGGGAAGGAUCAUGAAAUCCUAAGAAGGAGGAUUGAAAAUGGAGCUAAAGAGCUCUGGUUUUUUCUACAAAGUGAAUUGAAGAAAUUAAAGAAUUUAGAAGGAAAUGAACUCCAAAGACAUGUAGAUGAAUUUCUGUCAGAUUUGGGACAUCAUGAAAGGUCUAUAAUGACAGAUCUACACUACCUCAAACAAACAGAUGGAGCAGGUGAUUGGCGGGAAAAAGAGGCCAAAGAUCUGACAGACCUGGUCCAGCGAAGAAUAACGUAUCUUCAGAAUCCCAAGGACUGCAGCAAAGCCAAGAAGCUAGUGUGUAAUAUCAAUAAAGGCUGUGGCUAUGGCUGUCAACUCCAUCAUGUGGUCUACUGCUUCAUGAUCGCAUAUGGCACCCAGCGAACACUUAUCUUGGAAUCUCAGAAUUGGCGCUAUGCUACUGGUGGAUGGGAAACUGUCUUUAGACCUGUAAGUGAGACCUGCACAGACAGAUCUGGCAUCUCCACUGGACACUGGUCAGGUGAAAUAAAAGACAAAAAUGUUCAGGUGGUCGAGCUUCCCAUUGUAGACAGCCUUCAUCCUCGUCCUCCUUAUUUACCGCUGGCUGUACCGGAAGACCUUGCAGACCGUCUUGUUCGAGUGCAUGGUGAUCCUGCAGUGUGGUGGGUGUCUCAGUUCGUCAAAUACUUGAUCCGCCCACAACCCUGGCUGGAAAAGGAGAUAGAAGAGGCCACCAAGAAGCUUGGCUUCAAACAUCCAGUGAUUGGAGUCCACGUCAGACGUACAGACAAAGUGGGGACAGAAGCAGCCUUCCAUCCCAUCGAGGAGUACAUGGUACAUGUUGAAGAACAUUUUCAGCUUCUUGCUCGCAGGAUGCAAGUGGAUAAAAAGAGAGUGUAUUUGGCCACAGAUGACCCUUCCUUAUUAAAGGAGGCAAAAACAAAGUACCCCAGUUAUGAAUUUAUUAGUGAUAAUUCUAUCUCUUGGUCAGCUGGAUUACACAAUCGAUACACAGAAAAUUCACUUCGGGGUGUGAUUCUGGAUAUACACUUUCUGUCCCAGGCAGACUUCUUAGUGUGUACUUUUUCAUCCCAGGUCUGUCGAGUUGCUUAUGAAAUCAUGCAAACACUGCAUCCUGAUGCUUCUGCAAACUUCCAUUCUUUGGACGACAUCUACUAUUUUGGGGGCCAAAACGCCCACAACCAGAUUGCCAUUUAUCCUCACCAACCUCGAACUGCAGAUGAAAUCCCCAUGGAACCUGGAGAUAUAAUUGGUGUGGCUGGAAAUCAUUGGGAUGGCUAUUCUAAAGGUGUCAACAGAAAACUGGGAAGGACGGGCCUGUAUCCCUCCUACAAAGUCCGAGAGAAGAUAGAAACAGUCAAGUAUCCCACAUAUCCUGAAGCCGAGAAAUAAAGCUUAAGAUGGAAGAGAAAGACAACCAAACUCAGUUCAAAUCAUUUGAGCCAAGUAGUAAAUGAAGAGGGCCCUGACCUAACAACACAUGGUUACAUGAGUAGAUAUCUGCAGAGCAACUGAGGGCUGACAGAUGCUUCAUUGGUGGGAUUCCUCUUGAACAAGGGCUACAAUGCCCCCAAACCCAUGCACAGUGCAAUGAUGUACUCACAUAUAACAUGCAAACAGGUUGUUUUCUACUUCGCCUCUUCUUUCAAGAUUAUGUCCCCAUGAAACAAACACUGCCACAUUGUGUAAUUUAAGUGACACAGACAUUUUGUGUGAGACUUCAAACAUGGUGCCUAUAUCUGAGAGACCUGUGUGACUCAGUGAGAUCUGAAAAGCUCCCUACUAUGGGGAGGUUGAUUCUUCACCAGUGGUGGUAUUGUAACCACUGAAUUCACUCCAAUCAGCAGAUUCAGAAUUGAGACUGGAUGUUUUUGUCUGGAAUUUUUUUUUUUUAAGUAAUUGCAUCAGUUCAUUCACUUCAUCAUUAAUAAGUGAAGGAUACAUCAAAAUGAUGUAUCCGUUAGGAACUUUUGUAAAACAAUGCCAUGAACAGAUUCUUUAGUACUCAAUGUUCCUGGACAUUCUCUUUGAUAACAAAAAAUAAAUUUUAAAAAAAGGAAUUUUGUAAAGUUUCUAGAAUUUUACAUAUUGAAUGAUUUGGUGGUCAGCUUUCUAGUGGUAAAAGUAUGAUAAAAAGAGGAGUUUUAUAGUUUUUCUGCUUUACUUUAUUUUUUUUCUUCUUCUGAUCACUGACCAAGUCUUAGCUCAAAGAGUCAUUGCUUCAUUUUAAGACUGAAAACUGAAUUUAGUUGGUGCACAUUGCAGAGUUGCUAAGAGCACUCUUUGGGAGCUUUUAUUGUUGUAUUUUGGACAUUGUUUCUUUCUUUUAAUUGAAUUAAAUAAUCAUACUCCUUG
Messenger RNA from Rhinolophus ferrumequinum (greater horseshoe bat), 4440 nucleotides. RefSeq names its product fucosyltransferase 8 (gene FUT8). Gene Ontology annotation, molecular function: glycoprotein 6-alpha-L-fucosyltransferase activity; protein binding. Bases 1750 to 3477 code for a protein of 575 amino acids. The transcript is spliced from 12 exons. The record is from RefSeq and is a predicted model, not a curated record. Gene Ontology annotation, biological process: protein N-linked glycosylation. Gene Ontology annotation, cellular component: Golgi cisterna membrane. Lineage: Eukaryota; Metazoa; Chordata; Mammalia; Chiroptera; Rhinolophidae.